GAAUGGGGAAAUUGCACGUAGAUCGUCAACACCAGCCGCAGUGCUGGGUUCAGCAGACGACAUUCAACACCAGCAUUCAACACGAACUGCCGGAAAUAAGUCAUAUUUUCCGAGGUCAAUCCCAACACCAUCCUGAUUUCAAGUACGGUGUUGUGGCUAGUGUUGGUGUUGUCACAACACCAACACCAGAUUUCAACACCGUACUUGAAAUCACCCAAUGACGCAAUUAUCCUGCAGGAAAAAAAUCUUUGCACAAGUCGGCGUUUAGUUUCUUCAUUUUUUCACUCUUCUGUCCAUUAGAGAAUCACACUAUUAUAAUCAUGUCACUGGUCCAGACAAGAGAAAAGCGUGCCAAUGCUGGCAGCAAGAUGCACAGACUCCUUGCUGAAGAACAAGAGGAUGAAUUCUAUAAAACAACAUAUGGAGGUUUCCAGGAGGAAUCUGGUGAUGAGGAAUAUUCUAGUGAGGAGAGUGAAGCGGAUUCAUCAUCUGAUAGUGAUAUUGAUGCCCCAGAGGAUGAUGAACCAAUCAGUGAUAGUGAUGAUGAUGGACCAAAGAGAAAACGAAGAGUGAUUACUAAAUCCUACAAGGAGCCUGCCAAGAAGCCUGUCAUGAAAAAAUCUCCCACAAGUCACACCCCAAGGGAAAAGAAAGCGAAAAUUACCACACCGAGCAGUAAGAAGAAGAAACAUUACUCCAAGGAAGAUUCCAGUUCAGUUCGCAAGUCAAGCCGACGGUCAACCAUCCAACGGGUGAAUGAGUUUGAGAUUCGGAUCAAAGAGCGUGAGACCAAAGCACAGAUCAUCAAACAACAGAAGACAAAGAAGAACGUUCCAGAGAUGAGACGACUCACUCAAGAGGAGCUCCUUGCCGAGGCUAAGAUCACAGAGAAGAAAAAUCUUCACUCUUUAUACCUUUUCCAACAGCUAGAAGAACAGAAGAAAAAGACGAAAGUGUUCAAGAAAGGAUUCACAGGUCCAUUUAUUCGCUUUCAUUCCACAACAAUGCCGGUUGAACCAAAGAUCCAGGAAAUAGAUGUUAAUGUUGACAAGUUGGAGCAAACGCAAACAGGGUUGACACAUCCAGCAACAAGGGGAAAGACAAAAUCAGGGGAAAAGUGCUGUAGGAACUUCAUAACAUACAGUGAACCGCACCUGUUCAAGGAGAGUUUUCCUCGUGGUCGAAAGAGGGCUCCCCCUAAACAGCUGUGCCCUAUCACAAGGUAUCCUGCCAGAUAUGUAGAUCCAGUUACAGGUAUCGCCUUUGCCACCAAGCAGGCAUUCAAGAUUAUACGAGAGACUUACGCUACCGAGAUAGAGGCUGCCAUGUCUGGAGAGGUCAAACCCAGGAAAUCAAAAGGUUCGUCCAGUUUGAAAGAAGGAUCAUGAAAAGACAUGAAGGUUUCGUAAUCACAGAAACUGAUGCGAGACUACAUAAAAUUAUUGAUAAUAUGCAACUUUUAUAUAGCGCUUAUUCCAAUGUUUCUAAGUGCUUACCCUGGCUACUCUAUUCAGUUGGUCAAGCAUUCAAGGAAUUUCUUCCUACCUGGUACCAAGUGGCAUAUGUAGAACACAACACUUUGCCAAAGGACACGAGUGCUACGGUGGGUUUUGAACCCUUUUGAAACCUUGUGGUUCAAAGUUCAGAGAUGUAUCCACUCAGCCACAACACCUCUACCUGUAUAUUGAGGAAUUUGUCAUCAUUCAGGCAUUUUCAUACUAUCUGCCUUGGUUGGAAUUUAAAGUGCCAUGUUCUAUUUGUAUAGUCCAUUUUGCACAGGUCAACCUUCCAGAAGUCAAAUAUAUUGCAGAAAUUGCAGUAGUUUUCAGACCAGAUUAUUCUAAAUGGCUGUUAUUUGCCCCGAAAGCCAAUUUCUCAAAAGUCUAACAGAUUUCUAUGUUCCCAAGAUAUUUGAUCUGUAUGCAAGAUCUGAUGUGAGGCAAGCAGAAAGUGCCAAUAGACUUCAGAGAAGUUACUUGAUGCCAAGUUAGAUUAUCCAAUAUAGAGGCUUCAAAAUCAUCCCUACCCUCAACAAGAGGGGGCAUGUUCAUGAAGUGAGAUGUCGGUGAUUUUUACUGGAAAGUAUUCCAAGCUACUGAAACCUUACAUCUGAUUAGCUGAGAGAAAAAAACUGACAUGACACUUCAUGAAAUGUUAUCCAUGUGAUAACAUGAUUUUGUUUCUUAUUGUACCAAGUGUUGGCUGCUUCCUACAUAGAUUAGAGUGACAAUAAAUUAAUGCAUUAGUGCCAAUGGGCAUAUGAUAUCCAACACGAUGAAUUGACUACACUGUUGACCAUAUUAUGGGAACUUGACUUGACCGGUGCAGGUAUAAGUUAUACUUGGCAUUCAACUAGGAAUGAAGUGCAACUCUAAUUCAAACUUGACUCUUUGUGAAACAGACCCCAAAUUUUCACUUUAAACCUUUCUCCAUCCCACAAUGUGUUACAACUAAAAAAUGUUGUACACAAAUGAUGAAUACUUUCUCACAUGAGAAUUAUGGUUUGUAAUUUAUUUAUGACUUUUUUUUAAUUUGAAAUUGCAUUAUUUCCAUUAAAUGAAUGUUUAUAAAAAUGA
Molecule: messenger RNA, 2576 nt
Organism: Lytechinus pictus (painted urchin)
Lineage: Eukaryota; Metazoa; Echinodermata; Echinoidea; Temnopleuroida; Toxopneustidae
Product: vacuolar protein sorting-associated protein 72 homolog
Exons: 7
Coding region: 321-1388 (355 amino acids)
Biological process (GO): chromatin remodeling; regulation of DNA-templated transcription
Cellular component (GO): nucleus
Molecular function (GO): ATP-dependent H2AZ histone chaperone activity
Source: RefSeq, a predicted model, not a curated record